Molecule: messenger RNA, 3660 nt
Organism: Chaetomium globosum CBS 148.51
Lineage: Eukaryota; Fungi; Ascomycota; Sordariomycetes; Sordariales; Chaetomiaceae
Exons: 5
Coding region: 1-3660 (1219 amino acids)
Cellular component (GO): intracellular membrane-bounded organelle
Molecular function (GO): phosphatidylinositol binding
Source: RefSeq, a predicted model, not a curated record
AUGGCCCUUCGAGGGAGAAACAUAGCACUUGCUGGCGCCGGGUGCUUUAUCGCCUGGGGCUAUGCGAUUAAUUGGUUCCCUGUGCUGCGCUGGGCGGGCCAUGCUUUCGUUGGGGGUGUGCUGCUAACCAUAGUCGCCCUGUUCGCCCUCGUGCUGCUCACCUCCCGCGGCAACCGACACCGCCAAUUUCGGAAAUCAGCACGACCGAGGGCCGCCGCCUUUCUCGCCCCGGACGCGUGGAGGACCGAGGUUGCCGCCCUCCGUCACCGCCAAACCUACGCCAAGGCGUCCCUCUAUCCCGAGUCCCCGAAGGUGUCGGCCGCUCUCGACGAGGUCCUCGAGUACAUCAUCCGCGAUUUCAUCCGCUCAUGGUACUCGGCCAUCAGCAAUAACCCCGUGUUUACCGACGAGGUCGACAAGGCCAUACGAUGUGCCCUCCUCCGCUUUCGCGACCGGCUGCAGGCCCAGGACCCCGCCGAGGUGCUCACCACCCGCCUCGUCCCCAUCCUGACUGCCCACUUCCGCCAUUUCUACGAUGCCGAGCGGUCGAUUAGAGGGCGGAAGUUGAACAGGUCGGUCACCGAGACGGAGGAACUGGACCUGGCUAUUGCAUCGAAAUAUAAGGAGGGGAAGCUGCACCCGGCCGCGAGCCUGGCCUUCUCGGACAUCAAGACGGCUCAGCAGGACCACCUGCGUCAGACAAUGUCAAAGAUUCUGCCCAUCGUCUUGCCCGAGAAGCUGCUUGCUUCCCGUGCGGUUUCGACACUGAUCCGGGAGGUCACCUCGUGCGCAGUCCUGUUCCCAGUGAUGCAGAUGUUAUCCGAACCAGAUACAUGGAACCAGUUGAUGGAGAACUACGGGCGGACCAUGCUUCAGGACCGUUCCACGGUUCGGAGACUGCGUGCCGCCCUGGACCAACACGCCUCCCCGACCCCCAAGGCCGGCAAACCAGUAGCCUUUCCACGUUUGACGCCUGUGGACAGCGAACGGAGGUUCGAGAAGUUUAUUAGGGCUAUUAGAAAGGUCAACAACCUCUCGGAUGCGAGGCGCUUCCGGAGCGAAGUCGCCAGUCAACUCAAGAGGGACUCCCAGCAGGAGAAUGUAGACCAGGUCUACUUGCGGCGCCUGGAGAUGGGCAAGAGAAUGUUAGAUCAAAGGGUUCAACAGCUGGCCGCUGGAGGUAGCCGACGAGCCUAUCAAGAAACGGUAGAAGUUGAUGUCCCGACCGAGUCUCGGUUGGAGCACGCGUCACUCGUCGACUUGCUGCGAGAUCCAUCUACCCUCUCCUAUUUUAUGGAGUACAUGGACCGGCAGCGGCUCAUGCCCAUGGUUCAGUUUUGGCUCGUCGUGGAUGGCUUUCGUAAUCCGUUGGAGGAUGAUGGACCGGAAGGAGAACAGCUGCCACUGCAAUUACCGCCGUGGACGGAAUCGGACAGGCUCGAUCUUGCUCAGAUCGAUGCCGCCUACCUCAGCAGGCCGGAGCUACACGUCCCGCCUUCUUCGAAACGGAUCAUCCAGGAGUUUCUCAGAGCCGGCAAACGGGCGACACCCGAGCAGUACUAUAGGGCGAGAAGAGAGAUUCUGCGGGCUCAAAGUGCAGCCCUAGAAGAAAUGCGCGCUCGGCAUCUGCAGAACUUCAAGCAGUCUGACCUUUUCUUCAAGGCGCUAGCCGCGGAGGAUGCCUCUAAACGUACCGCGUUGUCGAAUGCCAGAGCGAGAUCCCACUCACCCCUCCCGCGUAAUACACCCCAUACCUCUAAGCCCACGCCCGUGGCGCGCCUCGGCCCAAGAUUGCACACUGGGCCCAUCAACCGGCGAGGUGUAUCAAACGCCGAUCCGAAAACCAUGCCUGCUAACGGCGCUCUUGACUUUGACCCGCGACGGUCGAUGGGCGAGCCGCAUUCUCCACCCCCGUUAUUCGACGAGGACGAAGGAGGUGAUGAUAUGCUCGGCGAUUCUGUGGCGAGCCUCGACCAGGACGCGAACAAUACGCCCCCGAUGCCUGACACUAAGGUCGUCCAGGCAAUGGAACAAGCGCUGAAUAAUAUUCUCGAGGAGAGCCAGGCGCCAACGGUGGAGGACCUCAGGGCAUCGCUGUUUGAUGAUGACGUUGGAAGCAGUCUCUUCUCGCCAGCAGACGGUACGCCAAAGCAAAGAGUAUCACCAGCACCCACGCCCUCAUCUAGGCCGAAGAGGGGUUCAGUGGACAUGACAAGAACCAGUGGCAAUUUGCUCGAUGCUCUUGCUCCCCCGCAGCAACCGAGGUCGAGUCGAGGGUCAUUAGAUGCUCGCCGCUCCGGAGAACUUCCCCAGUCAAGUAGGGGUUCGCUAGAUGUUGACCGGUCGGGGAAAGGACAGGAUAAACCCAGCCUGGCGUCCCUGGGGCUCGUGAGCGCUGCAUCACGCAUCGGCGUGUUUGUCGAUGAUGACCUCUUUGGCGACGAUGAAAAGUUCCUUUCUGACGAGCCUUCCGAUUUGGACGACGACUUAAAUGCUGACGACGCUGAUGCCGUGCACGAGGCCGCUCCUGGCGAUCUUGGACUUGCCGAGGCAAUCACGGCUCUGACGAACGACAUUGACAAGCUGAACGCUCAAGACGCAGUAGUGAAUUCGCUUUUAAGGAAGGCGGAGUUGACCAACAACACCGCCGAGCUGAGGAUCUUGCGCAAGUCAAAAGCGAGUCUACAGAGAGAAAUACGACGCAAGGAGUUGCAGAGACAACAGUACGUCAUCCAGGAGAGCGACAACAGCCUUUACGGACGCUCCACUAUUAAGAUCAAGUCUAUCCGGCUGGAUAAGGAGGAAGAUGGACAAAUCCACCGCCGCUACAGCGAGUUCCUCGAGCUGCACCAGAAACUCCGAUCACACUACCCGUCAGUGCGCAACCUCGACUUUCCCCGCCGGCGCGUCGUCAUGAAACUCCAAAGCGAUUUCCUCCAGAAGCGCCGCGUCGGCCUCGAGAAAUACCUCAGCGAACUCCUCCUACUCCCCGACGUCUGCCGCAGCCGCGACCUGCGCGCCUUCCUCUCACAAAGCGACAUGAUGACGCGCCUUUACGACUCGGUCGCCGACGGCAUGGAGGACAUCCUCGGCAGCAUCCCCGUGCUCGACCAGCUCUCCCUCGCCGGCCAGAACCUCAUCGCCGCCGCCACCAGCCAGCUCGGCGCCAUGCCCCUGGCCGCCCUCGCCGACGGCGACCCUGCUGCCGCCGCAGCCGGCGGCCCCGCGGGCGUCAUGAUGAGCGCCGCCGAGGCCGAGGCCGAGCUGAACGCUUUUGACCGCGGCGGCCAAGGGUGGUUGUGGGCGCUGGUGCAAGAGGAUGCUCUGCUGCGCUAUGUGGGGCUGUUGAAGCAGGCGCUGUGGCCGGGUAACGCUGGUGGUGGUGGUGGUGGUGGCGAUGGGGAAGUGCCGCGCAAUGGCAGCAAUGUCAGGGUGCCCAGGACCAAGGCUGAGAAGGCGAGGACGCGCACCGAGGCGGGCUUGAUGCUGGCUACGCUGGUGCCGGAUUUGGUGGGCAGUGUGGUGGGGCGUGUGAAUGCGCAGGGCGCGAGCCGGAGGGUGUUUGCGGCGUUUAAUAAUGCGAGGCUGAAGUUUACGGUUUGGUUUGCAUGGCGGGCGUUGGACGGAGCGUUGAUUCUUCGUCAUCACAGAUGUCACUAA